This is a messenger RNA of Penicillium canescens, 450 nucleotides long. RefSeq lists its product as uncharacterized. The record is from RefSeq and is a predicted model, not a curated record. The transcript is spliced from 6 exons. NCBI's taxonomy places the organism in Eukaryota, Fungi, Ascomycota, Eurotiomycetes, Eurotiales, Aspergillaceae. The coding region runs from base 1 to 450 and encodes 149 amino acids.
AUGGCACUACACGAGCUUGCUGAUUCUCGGAAAACGAUAAGUAAAGUUUUGGAACAAAUCUCGCUUUCUCUCGGCUCUCUAAGAAUCAGAAUCACAUCACGCCGAAGGCGAUUGACCUGCUAUUUGAUAAUGCUUAUUCCUCUCUUACAACUUAAGGAGCGACACAAGACCGGGAUACAGAUUAUAUACAUCCGACUUCAUCCAAAGCCUAAGCGAUCGGAAGAUAGGCAAUCUAUUUUUAAUGCCCUAGAAAGCACGUUCCCGGCCUAUUUGCUCCUAAGGCUCAAUACAAAAAGCUACCAAUCGCUCCCGGGGGUGCCUAUCAUUAUGAUUCCUUUCUUCGCGGCUAGCCUAGCUCUAUUCGACCGGCUCGGGAGACGAGCAGCAGCCCUUCACUUCCUUCCUCCCUGCGCAAAAGCGCUUCUUAACGUGGGCCUCGGUACAAAGUGA